This is a messenger RNA of Amphibalanus amphitrite, 1556 nucleotides long. Its product is annotated as L-xylulose reductase-like. The record is from RefSeq and is a predicted model, not a curated record. The transcript is spliced from 2 exons. Gene Ontology annotation, molecular function: carbonyl reductase (NADPH) activity; L-xylulose reductase (NADPH) activity. The coding region runs from base 323 to 1066 and encodes 247 amino acids. NCBI's taxonomy places the organism in Eukaryota, Metazoa, Arthropoda, Thecostraca, Balanomorpha, Balanidae. Gene Ontology annotation, biological process: xylulose metabolic process; glucose metabolic process.
UGUAUACGGAUAUCUCUACAACACCUAUUGGCGAGUAGGUCAUCCUCCUAUCAACAACCCUUGCACUAGAAAUAUAUUCUGCGUAAACUCUUACACAGACUGAACUUUGCUGGUCCUGUAUAUGUUAUCUGCCUCUAGAAUUAAUAAACAUUGGUCUGCGCGCAGAGAAGUCUAGACGCCAGGCGGGUAUGUAUAUAUAAGGACGAAAUCAGCUCAUUCACUGACCUAACACUACUCACUGAAGUCGCCAAGGGCCACUUGUACGUUCUGUCUAUUUGGAGUGAGCAGGAUUAUUUCUGAGGUAGGUUGUCUGUCGACAGCCAUGAACAUCUCCCUGGAUGGCAAGCGGGUGCUGAUCACUGGCGCCAGUCGCGGCCUCGGCCGGCAGCUGGCGCUGCGCGUGGUCGCCUGCGGAGGACACGUCAUCGGCCUGGCCCGCUCGCACGAACAGCUGGACUCGCUGAAGGCCGAGUGUCCCUCGGUGGAGACGGUGGUCUGCGACAUCAGCGACUGGGAACAGACCCGCGCCGCCGUCCAGGCGCUGGGCGACAUCGACUGUUUGGUCAACAACGCCGCCGUCGGUCCACACGGGCCGAUCCUUGACCUCACUAAGGAGGACAUCGACACCACCUUCAACGUUAACGUCAAGGCCAACCUCAACAUCAUCCAGGUGGUGGCGCGCGGUAUGAUUGCGCGUGGCGCGCGCGGCACGAUCCUCAACGUGUCCUCUCAGGCGGCGAUACGGCCUCUGCUAGAUCACACUGGCCUGUACGGCAGCUCGAAGGCGGCGCUUGACGCUCUGACCCGGGCUCUGGCGCGCGAGCUCGGGCCGCACGGGAUCAGGGUGAACAGCGUCAACCCGACGCUCUUCAAGACGGAAAUGACGCGUUUCACGUGGGAGGACCCCGUCAAGCUGGGUCAAAUCCAGGGAAAGCACCCCCUGGCCGUUGGUAGGCUCUGCGAGUGUGACGAUGUAGCCGACGCGAUUAUUUUCCUGAUCAGCGACAAGGCGGCAUACAUCAGCGGAGUGUCGCUGCUCGUGGAUGGUGCAGUCACAAUAUGCUAGCCGCACCUCAAACUCGAUUGAUGUGACGCUUGAAAUGUGAUUUUUCUCAUGAGAGAGCCGGAGGGACGAUUGGUCAAAUGAGUACCUAUCCGGGCUAUCUGUCACAUGUUGCGUGGAGUGUCGGUGAUACCUAAACAUGAAGUGUGACGUGUGUGCACUGUGCAGGCCGAGUGCAAACCUUCUAUACAAAUACACUCAUUACAUUGAACACAAAUGUAUCCAAACAACACACAGCAUAUGUUAACAACGAGUCGUAAGUGAGUUCAAUAAAGGAACAAAAAAAAACUGCUAGCCACCAGUGACCGGGGAAUGAUUGAAGGUUUAAUGUAAUCGGAAUCUGGUGUUGUUGUUCGGGCCGUCCGGACCGCUCAAGAAGUGUUUAUGUUUAACGGGGCCGGGUCCGUUAUCCCGCGCAUGCCUACAGGCCACCGUCUAAAUCGAUGUGAAUGGUUGGAUGGGCUUAUAAUAUAUUUUUUAUCAUCUGAAGGAA